UGGCGAUGGUAACUGAUGAUUUGUCUUUGUUUCUCCAUUCCUCCAUCCCUCCGCCCAGGCCCGUUCACUGAUGUAGUCACCACCACGCUGAAGCUGAGCAAUCCAACAGACAGAAAUGUGUGUUUUAAAGUGAAGACCACUGCGCCUCGCCGGUACUGUGUCCGGCCCAACAGCGGCAUUAUUGAUGCAGGAACCUCUAUCAAUGUAUCUGUUAUGCUGCAGCCAUUUGACUAUGAUCCCAAUGAGAAGAGCAAACACAAGUUCAUGGUUCAGUCUCUGCUGGCUCCUUACGACAUGACGGACAUGGAGGGGGUGUGGAAAGAGGCAAAGCCUGAUGAGCUAAUGGACUCGAAGUUGAGAUGUGCUUUUGAGAUGCCACUAGAAAAUGACAAAACUCAUGACAGUGAUAGCAACAAACUUGUGUCCCCCUCUACCCCCAUAAAGUCUGAGCUGACCUCUCUGCCCAAGUCUGCCAGUGCCUCCCUGGAUGAUGGGGAGGUGAAGAAGAUAAUGGAGGAGUGUAAGAGGCUUCAGAUGGAGGUCCAGCGGUUACGGGAAGAGAACAAACAGAUCAGGGAGGAUGAUGGGCUGAGGAAGAGGAAGGUGACGGUCAUGGCUGCUCACUCCUCUUCCUCGUCUGCGGCUGUGGCGACAGGAAUGAGGGAGGAGGGGCUGAGUACCCGCAUUCUGGCGCUCUGCGUGCUGUUCUUUGUGCUUGGGGUCAUAAUCGGCAAGCUGGCCCUGUAAACAACAACAACAAGGAUGUCCACUUGAUUUUGUUUAUUUGUUAUUUGAUUUGUUUACUUUUUGUUUUUUUAGCAUAAGGCAAUAUCACAUGGGUUUCUUCGCGUAGUGGGGAGUGUUUAACGUAAUGACAAAAAUAAUUCAACAAAUGAAGGUUAUCUAAACUGAGUCGUGUAAAGUAUAACAACCAACGUCUUCACAGGUCUUGCCUUCUGAUCACUCUGAUGUUCUCUUUCCUCGUCCCUGCCUCCAUUCCUCCAUCCCUUCAUCCCUCCCUCCGUCAUUCCUACUUGCACAGAAACAGAGCGUGGUAAGGGGGGAGGCUAGUCUACUAUGUGUCCUAUUAUGAUAACGUGUCAAUGGUUAUAAUGUGCACCAGUGAAGCCAAGGCUGUUUUCCUACUGAAGAACCGAUGUGAUUGAAGAUAACGAUGAAGUUGAUCUAAUGCUGUGUGAAUGUUUUAAUCACUGUUCUUUUUUUUAAAGGCAAAGAGUGUGUGUGUGUGUGUGUGUGUGUGUGCGUGCGUGCGUGCGUAAGAGAGAGAGAGGCUGAGUUUUAGCAUGAGGUGUGAGGGGUGAGACAACACGGCAAGUCUGUCACCCUUUCGGUUCGUGUGUAAAACACAAACAUGGCGUUUGGACUUCACUGAAAAUAAAACUAAUCAUGACUAUCAUGUUUGAUCCCACCAAUACAACAGGCUGCUUUUUAAAAGGUCUACUAAUUGUGUUAAUCAUAUUUGCAGUUGCUGUGAAACCUAUAACGCGAACAGUUUCCACUGUUGCAGUGAGCUAGUUAUUCAAACACGUGAAAGCUUUGUUUCUAAGUAUGCUGGAUGGGUUCAGACUGACCCUGUCUCAACAGGGUGAGAACUGACAGGUUGUCAUACCCAUAGGCUGAUGUUGGCUCACUUGAUGUAUGUGACCUCUGGAGGUUGAUAGUCAGGGGUGGGUAAGAUCUUACACCAGGCUCCAGGCAGCUUCUUUGUGAAAUAGGGAUGCUCUCUGUUUUUGAGACAGCAGUGUAGUGUACUUCAGCAGACAGCACAGUAGGUCUCACCUGUGGAUGUCUCGCUCUGUACAAAUGGAUCCAAUGACGAGACACUAAACAGGCCAAGUAUAAAGUCUAUAUUGUAGAACUUGGUGUCUCUCAACACUGCCCAUCCUUACAUCAUAGGGGUCCUGCUUUAAUUACUUUUUAACUAUCAUAUAGCCCACAGUUGUGUUGUAGUUCAUUUAAAAUGUAAAAUCAAUGCUCUGUACUCUGGUAGACAGAUUUCACUGUGCUAUGUUCAGCAUGGACACCAACCCUAGAUUAACAUUCUUUCCUUUCUUUCCAAAACUGUCUUUUUUAUAA
Osmerus eperlanus (European smelt) is the source of this 2097-nucleotide messenger RNA. RefSeq names its product vesicle-associated membrane protein-associated protein B-like. Gene Ontology annotation, molecular function: FFAT motif binding. Gene Ontology annotation, biological process: endoplasmic reticulum membrane organization. The record is from RefSeq and is a predicted model, not a curated record. NCBI's taxonomy places the organism in Eukaryota, Metazoa, Chordata, Actinopteri, Osmeriformes, Osmeridae. Bases 16 to 747 code for a protein of 243 amino acids. The transcript is spliced from 5 exons. Gene Ontology annotation, cellular component: plasma membrane; endoplasmic reticulum membrane.